Aspergillus alliaceus is the source of this 525-nucleotide messenger RNA. RefSeq lists its product as uncharacterized. The record is from RefSeq and is a predicted model, not a curated record. The coding region runs from base 157 to 318 and encodes 53 amino acids. Lineage: Eukaryota; Fungi; Ascomycota; Eurotiomycetes; Eurotiales; Aspergillaceae. The transcript has a single exon.
CGCUGCAGGAGCGAUCGGAACAUCAAAAUCAACACCCAGCCAGAACACGUCAUUUUAACGCGACAAUCAAUCCAGUAAGGCCUUCUAAGGCCCCAGGAACCGCUAUGGAGGUCCUAAACCCCCCAUGGUGGUGGCCUUCCGAGCGCGUCGAGGUGGAUGCCCCUGAGCGGGAUACCACCACCACCAACACCAACACCGAUAUAUCGAGGGGCCUCUAAGGCCCUGGGGAUGCCUGCGGAUCUAGAACAGGACCUAAGCAACAGCGAAUCCAGCAGAGCCCUAAGCAGGGCCAGUUCUAGGAGUAGCCGGAGCACAUGAAGUGCCCAGAGUAUCCAAAAACUGGGGGGAAGAAGCCAAAUACAGCUGGGCCUGAACUGAAAUCCAGGACAAACCCAAUAUAAGCAAUGUCAAGCCCCGGUGGAACCCCUAGAGAAUCAGGAGCUUAAAUAUCAGAUAGAGCUAGAGGAGAUAUAGGCCUAUAUUAAUCAGAUAAUAGAGGCCCAGAUAGCCCAGCAACACACCUGC